This is a messenger RNA of Plasmopara halstedii, 290 nucleotides long. RefSeq lists its product as uncharacterized. The record is from RefSeq and is a predicted model, not a curated record. Lineage: Eukaryota; Oomycota; Peronosporomycetes; Peronosporales; Peronosporaceae. The annotation marks the transcript as partial. The transcript has a single exon.
AUGCUUAUCGCUGGGUCAUUACUCUUCCUCGUAUGCUCCACCAGCGCAUAUAAUUCCACCCGAUCAACCAUUUCAUAUCAGACGGCGGCUGGCGUACCCGUUGAUGGUGUUCUCAUCGCUAAUUCAAGUUCCUCAGUUUCGAAUCUAUCUAGUUCUCACGAGACAACGAACAAGGAUGUCGAAGAGCGAGCUAAUGGUGGUUUGUUCGGCAAGAUGUUUGAUACAAUUACGGACCUAGUGAAAGGACCUGUCCCGGCAGAGUAUACCUUUUACGUGACGAGUUUAAAUAA